Gambusia affinis (western mosquitofish) is the source of this 2314-nucleotide messenger RNA. RefSeq lists its product as uncharacterized. Gene Ontology annotation, biological process: regulation of B cell differentiation; B cell receptor signaling pathway; positive regulation of cytokine production. The coding region runs from base 126 to 1067 and encodes 313 amino acids. Gene Ontology annotation, cellular component: membrane raft. The record is from RefSeq and is a predicted model, not a curated record. The transcript is spliced from 6 exons. NCBI's taxonomy places the organism in Eukaryota, Metazoa, Chordata, Actinopteri, Cyprinodontiformes, Poeciliidae. Gene Ontology annotation, molecular function: transmembrane signaling receptor activity.
GAAUCAGGCCUUUGUGUUUAAAGUAAGCUGUCAGAGAGGGAAGGUCUCAUUAAGUUUGUGUUCUGGCCCUUUAAUGUCCAGUUGAAGCAGGUUCCGUAAAAUUGAAACAAUCUUUUGAGGAAGUAAUGGUUUUGUUGCUGUCAGGAAACCCACUGCUGUUUGUUCACCAAGACGAAGAGAGAGGAGACAUUUGGCGUAAACCCGUCCAGACAGCUAAUUACUUCCCUGACAUGGAAGCUCAAUACUUCUGGCAUCUCUUCCUUACUUUGGCUUGGAUAUUUCUAUUUUCCUUCCCUUCUGUGUGUAAAGGAAUGAAUGGAAUAGAGAUAAAGCUGAACACUGAUGUGUUUGUGGCCUUCUCCGGCGAAGAGCUCAGUGUUGAUGGCAUCAUCCAUAAAACAGCCAACCAAACUUCUGAAUAUUUGAGAUGCUACGACCCAUAUGGACAAGAGAUAUAUAUAAUUAGGAUCGACCCUACAAUAGGGGAUGAAGACAUACAUCUGAAUCUGAAAAACCUGAGUAGUUCAGGACUUUAUAGUUGCAAGUCUAAUUCGGCUGAGGUGAAGUGGUUUCUUCGGGUGACAGAUGGGGAAUCUAUAAGUCAGCCUCUGCCAUCCAGGAGUUGCUGCAUUCCAGCUCAGCCUGACCACGUGUGUUUUCCAUCUAAAGCCUACAGGGAGCCGCAGAAGCCGGACUACACAGAGGUCUUCAUGAUGGCUGUCUUCACAGGCGUGCUGCUGGUUUUCAGUGUGUUUGCCUCUGUGUAUGUCUUCAGAGGACAUUGGGAAGAGACACAGUCUGGAUCUCUGGCCAGUAGCAGAACACGGAAGCAGAACACAGAAGAAAGGAAGGAGACAGAAAAAGAGGAAGACAACAUGGACAUGGCAGCAGCUCAGUCGUCUUCGUUCUAUGCUAGUCUGGAGCCUCGGCCCAGGUCUAUUUAUGACGUGUUGGAUCACUCAGCUGCCAACAAUGACAAGGAGCGAGCAAAAUCCCCAGAAAAGGUGGAGCAAAUUGGUGAAUACCAGGAUGAAGGCAUCUUUGAGUCUGUUUAUGAGAACUUUUGAGUGAAAAAACUGGGUUUGAAUGAUUUUGCUUCAUAGCACCGAGCUAAACAUCAGUGCUUUUCACUGUCACAUUUGGCAGGAACAAGUUAGGAGAUAUUUCAAGAACAGUAAAAGCAAAAGAUGAAAAAGACCCCUCUGUAACAAAUAUAUCAAUAAAACUGUAAAUAAUAAAUAAACAAAAGUAUUAAGAGCUCUAGGAAUGAAGAUUCCUAGAGCUUGUAUCACAUUGUUAUACAUAUGAUAGCUGGAUUUAAUAAAUAUUGCUGAAUCAGUAACAGAUGUUUCAUUUGCUGUUGUUGUUUUUGUGUUGUUGUGACAGUAUUUCAUGCACAGGGAUUACUAUGAUGAGCAGAUAUUCACAACUGUUUGCUUGUAUUGUCGUGGUUUAGUUUGGGUGUUGCUGACAUACUUGCUCAUAUAGUAAGCCAACAUGGACAAUAUGUUACUUGAUAUAUUUACACCUAUUGGCACUGCCAGUCACAUUUAAAAAUGCCUACAAACCAAUAUAACCAGCAGUCAGCAAGAAAUGCAGAGCCUGUCAGCAGUAACUAGUCAUUUCUCCCACAGUAUGAUACAAAUAUUUAUACUUAUAUAGGUAUCUUCAUUUACAUACUAGUAACUUUAUUUAACAUCUAAGGACUAAUAUAAAGUAUUGAUUUUAUGAUUUUAUGUUGAGGCGAACAUCAUGGAUUAGUAAAUAUAUUUACUGGAAUUUUGACUAUUACUUAGGGCAUAUCAUUCUUUAACAUCCCAGCAGAAAACACAUUUUAGAUAUUAAACCACAUCAUUGUUAUGAUGCCAAAACUAAGGAGCUACGUUCACAACAUAAAGGAAGGAUUCCAGUUUAGAGUGACAGUGGAGUUGAGGAAACUAAAGCUGAAGUUGUCUCAUCUUUUAUUUUUAUUGUUUUAAAAUGCACAGUUCAACAAGGGUGGAAAGGAGGAUCUGAAGAAUAAAAUUGCUGAAUGAGGAUAUGACAAAAAUACUAAUGUUUAAUUAAUAUUACUUUUUGUCACACACAUUUUAUUGUAAACACACUUUGAAUAGGACAUAUUUGGAAAUAAACUUUCGUUUCUAACUGUAUGGCUUCUAACUGAAAACAAGGAGGAAAAAAGAGAAACUAUUACAACCAUGAAACGGUAAAUUUAAAUCAUACAAACUAUUUAGCCUGAUAUGUUAAUAAAAGUAUCUGUAACCACCGCAGAAUAUACAUAUUUAUAAGGCUGGAUAAUGCCCUAAAAAUACCU